Molecule: messenger RNA, 1689 nt
Organism: Knipowitschia caucasica
Lineage: Eukaryota; Metazoa; Chordata; Actinopteri; Gobiiformes; Gobiidae
Source: the annotation of a GenBank genome assembly
AUGGAUAUUGGUGGUUUAACUACAGUAGUGGCAAAUUCAGCCUACAUCAAUGCUCGUGGAAGUAUCGAUGGCUCUAAUCCAACAGCAGCACGAGACAAGAAGUACCAUGCUCGCAUGAAACUACCCCACAUCACUGUCUGUGAAGACCUGGCCGACACCUUGGAUUUGUCUUUUGAUUCUACAUGUGUAGAACAGCCCAUUGGCAAGCGCUUGUUCAGAGAAUUUCUUGACUCCAAGACUGAAUAUCAUGGAGCUUGUCGCUUGUGGAAAGACCUUGAGGACUAUGACAUGGCAGAGGACUCUGAAAGAGUGAAGAAAGCCUCGAAGAUUGUCCAGCGCUACAUGGAUUCUUCUGCCAAGCAUUAUUGCCCAUUUCUCUCUGAGGAGCUCAUCGCAAAAGUGAAAGAAUCUCAAGAAGCUGCAGGUGAUGAUCUGUUCACUGCUGCUUUGGCUUCAACAUUGGACUAUCUUCGAGAAGCCCCGUAUACGUUCUUUUUACAGAGUAUGUACUUGAAGCGCUAUUUGCAGUGGAAGUGGCUUGAAAUGCAGCCCAUGGAUGCAGAUUGGUUCCUAGAUUUCCGUGUGCUUGGCAAAGGGGGCUUUGGGGAGGUAUCUGCAUGUCAAAUGAAAGCCACAGGAAAACUAUAUGCCUGUAAAAAACUUAACAAGAAGAGACUGAAGAAGAGGAAAGGAUACGAGGGGGCGAUGGUGGAGAAGCGCGUUCUUGAGAGGGUCCACAGUCGCUUCAUUGUGUCGCUGGCAUAUGCCUUUCAGACCAAAGAGGAGCUGUGUCUGGUUAUGACGAUCAUGAAUGGAGGAGAUCUCAAGUACCACAUCUAUCUGGUGGAUGAGAACAAUCCAGGGUUUGAGGAACCAAGAGCCUGUUUCUACACGGCACAGAUAAUCCAGGGUUUAGAACACCUUCACCAGAAAAGAAUCAUAUACAGAGAUCUUAAACCUGAAAACGUGUUGCUAGACAAUGAUGGGAACGUCCGUAUUUCUGAUCUCGGCCUGGCAGUAGAGCUGAAAGAGGGGAAGACUAUGACAAAGGGUUAUGCUGGAACUCCAGGAUACAUGCCUCCAGAAAUGCUGAAAGGAGAGAAGUAUGACCACUCUUGUGACUACUUUUCACUUGGUGUGACGCUCUAUGAGUUUAUUGCUGCUAAAAACCCAUUUAGGAACCGCGGAGAGAAGGUGGAAAAAGAGGAGAUGAAGGAGCGCAUGCUAACAUUACAGGUGACUUACAGUGAGCUCUUCAGUGAGGAUGCUAAGUCUCUCUGUGACGGUUUGUUGGCAAAAGAAGCGAGUCAGCGACUGGGCUUUAAAGAUGGAAGCUGUGAUGCACUCCGUGCACAUCCCUUUUUUAAGAAUAUCAACUGGAGGAAGCUGAAUGCAGGCAUCCUGCCUCCUCCUUUUGUGCCGGACCCCAGAGUGGUCUAUGCUAAGAGUUUGGACGACGUUGGGGCUUUUUCUUCUGUGAAAGGCGUCGCUGUGGAAGAUGCCGACAAGACCUUUUUUGAUGAGUUUUCAACUGGCAACAUCGCCAUUCCAUGGCAGGAAGAGAUGAUUGAAAUGGGCCUUUAUGGAGAGCUGAAUGUUUGGGGUCCAGAUGGAACAGUUCCCAAUGACCUCCGCCGGGAGUCCAUACUAGAGCAACCUGCAAAGUCUUCCACCUGCAGUGUGUCCUAA